Molecule: messenger RNA, 11234 nt
Organism: Biomphalaria glabrata
Lineage: Eukaryota; Metazoa; Mollusca; Gastropoda; Planorbidae
Product: microtubule-associated serine/threonine-protein kinase 3-like
Exons: 28
Coding region: 1398-6938 (1846 amino acids)
Biological process (GO): intracellular signal transduction; peptidyl-serine phosphorylation
Molecular function (GO): magnesium ion binding; protein binding; protein serine/threonine kinase activity
Source: RefSeq, a predicted model, not a curated record
CUUCAACGUUUGCCUCUAGUUUUGUAAAGUAUUCAAGGCCUGCAUAUAUUGUUUUAUAGGACAUAUUUAUCUAUGUGUACUGAGCAAUAGGACAUAUUUAUCUAUGUGUACUGAGGAAUAGGACAUAUUUAUCUAUGUGUACUGAGGAAUAGGACAUAUUUAUCUAUGUGUACUGAGGAAUAGGACAUAUUUAUCUAUGUGUACUGAUGUAUAUAUGAAUUGACAACCUUGCUAUAUAAGUAGACGUAGUUGAAGUGUUCUAACAUGUUUGUUGUUGUUGUUGCUCAGUCACGAGAUAGGUACCAUUGUACUUAUGUUGAACACUUAUUUCAACUUGAAUUACCAUGUCAGUGACUGUGUUGUGUACAUAGCCGACCUUGAGUUCUGUCGUAAUAACGUCACUAUCCACUGAACACCUUGGAGAGCAUCCCAGGUCACCCCUCUCUCUUUUGCUUCUGCUACAGUCAGUCCCUGUAAUUAAUUCCCUUGAGCUAUUUGAAAAGAGCGUGGUUCGGUUGGACUGUGACGGAAGGACUUGAAAGAGAAAUAAGAGAGGGCGAGAACCAAAUCAACCUGUCCGAGUGACGUGAACGAUUUUUGUCAUGUCAGCUCGGGCGAUGUCUUCAUUGGAUGUUCAACUUGCGUUGAAACACAUUCGGAGACUUAUCUUACGGUCCAGAUGUUGGUCACUUCAGUCAUGUUUGACUUGUGACUUAAGGAGAUGUGCUAGUGUGACAGUUUAGAAUCAAACCGAUGUUGACUAAAGAAAGCCAUUUGUGCCAGUUCCGUGACUGCAUGGAGAGUGUCUGGAACGCUAAUUCAUUUUGUGUGUUCCCAUCAAAUGAUCAACUGUAGAAUUUUGUGGUUUUUGUCUUUUUCUCAAAGGCCCGCCUCUUUCCUGCUCUAUGCAUGGCAGCUGUUGAAUGGACUCUUCAUGACGUCAUUGUUGUCUCUUUCCUGAUUGGUUAUUGGAUUUAUGUUUCUUCUUGCUACAUGUCUUUUAAAAAAAAAAAGGCAGUUGUGAAUCGAUAGGACACAAAAUCAAUUGAAGGGAACUGGUAAAGGAUGUCAGGAAAUAUCUCAGCGGUGUAUGUGUGUGGGACAUUCAAAAGCUAGAUACAUUCAAAUGUUGGAUAUUAUUUAGAAAUCACUAAAUAUUUGACUGUGUCACCACUAACAAUGUUUGAAGAGAACCUAUGGACUGUGUUAUGCACAACUCUCUCUCUUUCACUGUGUCCACGUUGAACUGUGCUAUAGCACAUUGCUCUUGAUACACACUCAUACAGUUGUUGAGUGGCAUCGCAAGCUUUUCAAAGUGGCCGCUGCCUGUUAACAAUGUCCUCCUUAGUGCCAAACCACUGUGCCAUCUCUCGAAUGGAAACGUGAAUGUGUCAGACAUGUCUUUCAAACGUACACGACGUAGUCUGCCAUGUCUGCCCACGACCUUGACCAACCCGUCCAGUGUUCCGGCUGAGUUUAAACACGAUGAUCGGGACAGGAUAUCUCCUGUGCCAGCCGGGGUUUUCUUCACGGACCAAGGACGUAUUUCUCCUGUCUCGGGUAGGCGAUCUGCUUCGCCGAUAUCUCCAGUGCCGGGCCGUCGGUCAACUUCGCCUGUUAAAAGCCCGCGCCAGGGGUCACCUGUUGGAUGCGCUGGGCGGAUCUCGCAGUCCCUUAAACAUCAACCCUCUGGAUUAGGUGGCCUAGCUGGUAGGACUAAACUUUGCCGAAUGUCUAGCACAGCGUCGAGUAGUCUUGGCAACACACUUUCGCAACACGAGCAACUCAAGCGUCACCAUUCUUCUGGGUGUGCAUACGGUGCAUCCGUGUCUUCCAGUAGCAUAAACGCCUUACUGGGCAGCGAAAGCAGCAUCAAGCAUCAGAACAGUUGCCCGAGUAAUUUAGCUCAGCUGGAGCGCCCGCAGCAUCUUCACAAUCAGAGACUUCAGCUUCAAGCCACUGCUGGUGAUCACUUGGACUGUAAAAAACAUUGGCGAAGUAGAUUUUCUAGCGGCAGUGGUAGCGCCCAGUCGUCGAGCGGCAGUGCCCAACAUUCCAUUGACACGGACGAUACUGACACGGAGGUCAAUUCGGAUUCUUCCAGUCGGUCAAAGAUCUAUGUUCGAGGUGCAGGCCUGGUACAUCAGGGCAGUAUACCGUGUUGUCAUUCCAGUAAGUGUUCACAUUCAGACAGUCAAGAAGAUUCUGUUCAUUCCAAUGAGGUGCCAUCAAGCCCUUGUAGAGCAAAAUGUAAACUCGUUCGACAGGUCAGUCUUACUAGCAGCAUGACCCCAGGGACAUGCAGUCCCAAUCAGUUGAGUCCUUCUUCUCCUCAGGGAAGCCUCCGUGUGGAGACCCCGUCGCCGACUUCCCUGAGAUCUUUCGAUUCUAUUCCUUCGCCUUUGGGAAGUCUAGGGGGCGCCAGUUUGAGCCCUAGCAAAAGUCCACACCCUCCGCUUCAGAGAAAUGAGUCAAUGAUCUAUGAAGAGGAUGUCCCUGUGAUCGUUAGGCGUAGAGGGUGUAUGCUGAGAGUAAGGAUUACAUCUUUUGUGGAUUUGGAUAAUGCCGAUGGUGACGCUCCUGGAGAUACAGUGCCGCCCAUACCAUCCGAGUUUCACAUCGCUGGACCGAGCUCUCCGCUACCAUCGCCGCUGUUACGAAAGUGCCGGGAUGAGCUUCCAUUCGGCGGCGGAUCGCCCGGAGGCCUCAGACGAUUGCAGCGGACUCUAUCCGAGGACACGAAGCAGAGGCGACGAGAAAGUAUGCCGUCCACUCCAACAGCGCCACACCCUCCGCCCACCCUGAUCCACCAUGUUGAACCUAGCAACCUCCUCCGCAUGAAGAAUACGGUCCUCGGCCAGUCAGCGCCUUCACUCAUCAAUAGUCUGAAGGACAUGAACGUGACCAGAAGAAACAGUCGAAACUAUGGUGGCCGUAAGUCAGUGGUGGCCAUGACCUCGACCUCUCCAACACUACCUCCUAGAUGCCCCUCCCCACAGAUCAACCCGUCUGGGUCGCCACACGAAAGUCCCAGAAACUUGUCUCCAAACCAACAUGGGCAUUUUGCUUUCCAGGCCAUCAGAAAAUGUGAUGGGAGAAGAUGGUCCUGCGCUUCUAUUCCAUCCUCAGGCUACGGAACCAACACGCCAGGGAGUUCCAAUGUCUCGCUGUACCCACAAUCUCACCCACAGUCACGCUACUCAUCCCAGGAGCGUCUACACCAGUUUCCCUCCCAGCCCACUGCUGAAGAGCUGCAUUUCCUGUCCAGCCAUUUUGGCAGUUCGGAGAACAUUUCUCAUGAUGACCAGGACCUUCACCCUCAUACAAAUAUGAGGCCACGGUCCAGAAGUCUAAGCCUUUCGUGGCUUGCUUUAGACAGUCCAGCUCGUUCCCCUGGUGUAGAAUCUGAGAUUAUUAUGAUGAACAGUGUCUAUAAGGAACGAUUUCCUAAGGCUACCAUAGAAAUGGAAGAUAAGCUGAAGACCUUCAUAGAAAACAAUGCCACCUUGGACUUGGCUCAAGAAUCUGAUGCAGUCUUGUGUUUCCUGCACUACCAGGUGCUAGAGCUUGCAAGAGAUUGCCUCAAUAAAUCUAGCGAGAAGAUGGUCACCAAAGCUUACUUCUAUGAGCUGCAAGACAAUCUGGAGAGACUGGUGCAAGAUGCAAGAGAACGUUCACUGGAAGCUUACAAGAAUCUCUAUCCCCUGGUGAAACAGUUGCUAUUGAUUAUCUCACGUCCACUCAGAUUACUGGAAUGUUUGGAAUUUGAUCCUGAAGAAUUCUACAUGCUUCUGGAAGUAGCUGAAGGUCAUGCCAGACAGGUGAUCAAAGAAGACAUUCCUCAGUACAUUAUUUCCAAGUUGGGUCUCACAGGAGAUCCUUUAGCAGGAUUACAUCCAUCAGAUCAUUAUGACAGCCCAGACCAUCAGACUGAAGAAAAUGAAGGAGACAAGGAAGAGGAGGGGGAGACAGAGGAACAUGAGGUUGCUGCACUAACCAAAGUUAAACAGCCUUGUGAGGAAGAUUAUGAAACCAUUAAAUUGAUCAGCAAUGGAGCCUAUGCAGCUGUGUAUUUGGUGAGGCAUAAGGAAACCAGACAAAGGUUCGCCAUGAAGAAAAUCUGCAAGCAAAAUUUGGUGCUGAGGAAUCAAAUUGAGCAAGUGUUCUUGGAGCGUGACAUCCUGUCCUUCACAGACAACCCCUUUGUUGUGUCCAUGUAUUGUAGCUUUGAGACUAAGAAACACUUGUGCAUGGUUAUGGAGUAUGUGGAAGGUGGAGACUGUGCCACACUGUUAAAAAAUGUUGGUUGCUUGGCCCUAGACUUAGCCAGAAUGUACUUUGCUGAGACUGUUCUGGCCUUGGAGUAUCUACACAGUUACGGAGUUGUCCACAGAGACUUGAAACCUGACAAUUUACUGAUCACUGCACUUGGUCAUGUGAAACUGACUGACUUUGGUCUUUCCAAAAUUGGACUUAUGAGUUUGACAACAAACUUGUAUGAGGAUGCCCUGGACAAGGACUGCAAGCAAUUCCGAGACAAGCAAGUAUUUGGUACACCAGAGUAUAUUGCACCUGAGGUUAUCUUAAGGUCAGGUUAUGGCAAACCUGUUGACUGGUGGUCAAUGGGGAUCAUUUUAUAUGAAUUUCUGGUGGGCUGUGUCCCAUUCUUUGGUGACACACCAGAGGAGCUUUUCUCACAAGUCAUUAAUGAAAAUAUUCAGUGGCCUGAUGAAGAUGACUGGCAGGUCAGAGAUGAUGCUAAAGACUUGAUCAAGGGUCUUCUCCAACAUGACCCACUACAGCGACUUGGGACGGGUGGGGCGCAAGAGGUGAAAGAGCAUGUCUUCUUUACUGGCUUGAAUUGGGAAAACUUACUCAGGCAGAAGGCAGAAUUUGUUCCUCAGCUUGAUGGGGAGGAUGACACAAGUUACUUUGAUAGCCGUAUUGACCGCUACAAUCAUGAAUUGGACACUGAAGACACAGAAGAUGAUGGUGAAGACCUCCUGUUUCACAGCUUCUCCUCCUGCUCACCUCGCUACUCCAGAGUGUACAACAGAGGCUUGGAGCCAUUGAUUAAUGAUGUAAACAUGGCCUUCCUCAGUCCUUACACUAACAUACCUCCACAGGAGCUAAGAGAGCGCAGAAGACAUUCAAGUGCUGAUGACUUUAGGGCACGUGUGCUUGAGAAGAGGGCACUAGAGCGCAAAGACUCAAAUCAUUCAGAAGGUUCUGAAGGUUCUCUGGAGAUGCUUAGAAGAAAGGACAGCAUUCUGUCAGACACAACAGACAGUUUAAACAGUGGGCAGAGAGAGGAUGAAAGUUUCAGUGGGCACGAAAGACGUCCCAGUGACAAUACAAGCAUUUCUGACUCUUCCCAGACUGACAGCGACUCAUGUAACUCACCUCAGUUCAACAGAGCUAACAAAAUGUUAAGUAGUAAAAAUGUCAUUCCUAAGUUUGCCAUCUCCUCAGAAGAGGACAAACCACCCAGUCCUAAAGAACUGUCUCCAGUGGAUGAAGGGAAAGAAGGAAGUAAAGAUAAAGUGGAGCACAAGACGAAAGGGGAGACAAGCAAAUUACCAAUGCAGAAGUCUGUUUCAGCCAAUGCUCUUACUUUACUCAUCACACCUACUUCAGAUGAAUUCAAAACACCAAAAGCUGCCUCACCUGGUGGCUCAAGCACAAGCUCUAGAGAUGGUUCUCCUAACCGUGACAAUUCCCCACUCACUCGAAGCCUAAAGCCACCCAUCAUACUUAAGAAAGGAGCGCGUGGAUUUGGCUUCAGUUUCCGUUCCAUCAGAGUCUACAUUGGAGAGUCUGAUGUGUAUACUUUACAACAUAUUGUCACAGAGGUUGAACCAAACAGUCCCAGUUUUGAAGCUGGUCUUCGCGAUGGGGAUCUAAUCACACAUAUCAAUGACGAAAGUGUCCAAAGUCUCCUUCACACUCAAGUAGUUCAUCUUUUAAGUUCAGGAAAUAUUGUUAACAUUCGAGCUAUACCAUUAGAGAAAACCACUAUUAAAGAAGGAUCACGUCGCAAGGGGAACCCUGGUAAAAUGGCCAAACGCAGUCAGAAGAAGCGUCAGACAAAGGACAAAGUCCAGGACAAAAAGAAAGGUCGGAAUCUGCUUCGCAGAUUGAGCACUAAGAAAUCUGACCCUCCCUCAUUUCCCCACAGUCCACACUUGCCACCUGGACGACAGCAGUUUACUCCUCUAAAUCGGUCAAGUUCGUCUGGGGAUACAGUGCCCCCUUUACACCACAACAAGCUUGGUCGCUCCCCUCCUAUUUCAGUACCUUGGUCACCUGACUCAUCCCAAGCUGGUUCCUCAACAUCAAGUUCCCCUAGCACCAGUGCACCCAAUUCACCUGCUACACAAGCUGCUGCAGCUGUGGCUGCCCAUUUUGGUCGCCCAAGUUCAUUGCAUGUUGUCAAGCAUAAGAAAACAGCCAGUCUCAAGUCACCUCACAGACGUAAAUCUGUCCACAGUUUUCCUCUGUCCCCCUUAGCCCGCACGCCAUCACCAUCUGCUACAGCUCAGUCACCAGCCAGAAGUCCGUCUCCUCUGGCCCUACUUCACAGUCACCAGGUGGGAAGCUCCAACAUGCCGCAGCAAACCAUCCCCUCACAGCUCAACACCCACAGCUCUCUUCAUCACUCUGCCUCUGUACCAUCCUGUAAAAAAGCCCUUCACACCCCUUCCCCUAUCAAACCUGUUCUCCAGACCACAUCUCCACAGAACCUGCUUGGAAGACCCAAGAGCUGUGAGCCUGGAUCACCAAAGAGGAGGACAUCUUCACCUGAGCGGCUUCACCCCAGCUCAGCCAAUCAGAGACUGGCUAGUGGUGGUGCAAACCUGGACAAGCUCCCUCCUCCUCACAGGAAAGUGUCUCUCCAAGAGAGACUCCUGUCAGAGUCCCAUUCUGACCCUACAUGAGAAAGUGCUUUGACUUGCUUCUGAAUGAAUCAGUCAGUAUGAGCUGAGUACUUGUUCUAUCAAGUCAUCAACCUAUUGUUACUGUUGCAGCUUAUUCUGGACUCCAUUUGUAUCAAUCAGACUGGACCUUUCUUUACAUCUGGAAACACAAGCUGCUGACACGGAGGAUUCAGUUUUGUGAUCUUGCUCAAGCAUAGGGUGUUUGGCCAGGAUUUUGUAGGCAAUGUGCCUCAUUCUGUGAUAGAACUAUUUAGCUCCCGUGUUAUUUCUGAUGUUGUCUAUCUGUCGUGAUUGUCUGUAUUACACCAAACCACUGUGUACAUCAGAAACCAGCAAAAAAUAAAAUCAAUAUUGAAAUGAAACUUGCUCUCAUUUUGCUUUCAUCAUCCAUCUUUUAUUCAAGUGUUGUCUCCCUUCAGUAGCUGUGUUUCUUAACAUUUUUUGGGAGGGGGUUUGGGAGGAAAUUGAUAACCUUUGCAAAAAGUAUUAUGAUUCUCAAGUCAGUUUUGUUAGUCCCAUAUGGGAUAUGUAAAGAUUUAAGAUGCUUCUAUUCUAAUUGUAUUUUGUAGUGACGUCCUUUUGUUUUGCUUCUUUACAUUUUCAUUGGUGCUUAUUGUUUGUCAUGGUAGACGUUCCUGAUGUUAUUGAGUUGAACUCAACACGAACAAUUUACUUUUGACCUGUGCAGAGAUUACAAUUUACACCUGUAAACAAAGAUUGUAAAUACAUUUUAUAUUUAGACAUGUUUACAGUAAAUGGCAAUAUAGAAAACUUCAAAUACAACACAAAUAUAUUUUGUCUUGUUCUCAAAUCAGUUGUUUCAAAUAUCCAAAUUGUUUUCUUUGUUCUUUAAAAGCUUGAAUCAUUGUGACUUUUUGUGAGUCCCUUCAGUGGAAUCAUUUAUCCUAUUUUUUUAAAGCUUGGCAAAAAAAAUUAUAUACAUUUUAUGAACAGUCACACUUUCAAUAAAGUUAAAAUUAAGUCAUAGAAACUAUAACAUCUUUUAUUUAUCAUGUAAGGUACUAUAAUAGUACUUACUAAAGAAACUAUUUUUGUGUGCCAGGUAAUGAUACUUUUGAAGUAAAAGUGUGCCAGGUAUGACCAUUUAACCACCAGUGUUAUUCAACUACAGCACUAAGUGUGACUGCGCAAUCUUGAACAAUUGUUAGAUUCAUUCAAACAAAGCAGCAUUGUCUCGGGUUUCAAGAAUAAACUGCAAUAGAAUCCAUCAUUUGCUCAUUAUUUUUAUUUGUAUAUUUGAUAUUUUUAUUCCAUAUUCCUGUUUGCAAUUUCUAUUGAAUUUUUUUAAUUCAUAUUUUUAAAUUAAACAUUAAGUUUCAAAUAAGAGAAUAGUUUACAAAGUUAGCUCAACAAAAAUUUCCCUCAGCUGACACCAAUACUGACUGAAGUUUGAAGUACAAAUGUUUUUUCAUUUGCUCAAAAUGUUUGCACUAAAUGGGAUUUUAUUGUAGCACACUUGAUUGCCAUACAGUUUGACCUUCUUAAUAAAUGUUUCAUCAUAAAAAAAUAAAAUGAAGAAACUUUGAAAUGUUCAUUUAGUUGUGGGGAUAGACUUUAAGUUGUAGAAAUUGUUUCAAUUCUUUUAUUUUGUAGUCAUUUGUUAAAUGCAGAUUAGUUUGUUUUUUUAAUUAGAAGUGGCAAAAUUGGCUGUAUUUGUAUUUAUAAUGGCUGUACAAAGAUAUAUGCCUCAGUGUUUUAAUAUGGUCUAAUGUUAAAUUGAUUUUCAAACUCUGGUGUCUUUCAUCAUCUAGUUCAUAUCUUUUAGUGUGUCAGGGAGUUUGAUGAGGUAGCUCUUAAUUUACCUUUGACACUUACUCACUGUGUCCAUCACUUUGUUAUGUAGUGCUGCCUGUGGAGAGUUUAGUCAAACAUUAUGCUAUUAACAUUUAUAAUUAAUGUUAUAAAUAUAGUUUUGUGUUUUUUGGUCAGUCAUUUUGCAUAAACUAAAGAAUAGUCUGUACAAAGAUAACAGUCAAACACAUGCAGACUAAUUUCCCCCUUUUGUGACAAAUAUUUGUAACUGUAAAUAAAAGUAUGUAAGUGUUGAAUAAAAAUCCCAAAUAAUUUGAUAACAAAAUAAAGUUGUUUUUUUUUAUGAUUGUUUCAAGAGAUAUCGAAUUGUUUUCUCAAGACAUGCAGAUUAUGAGUUAUACAAUUAAUGGACAGAGUUAAUUGUGUUUUAAUGGUUUCUUUCUAACAAGACACAGUAUUCAUUUGGUAGGCAAUGCUACAAGUUGUAUGAGGAUGAUACAUGAAAUGGGAUUGAAGUAACCAACUGAUUUUCAGCUAGGAUCAUAUAAUAUGGAGAAAAAAAAAGGAAUUUCUGUAAUUUUAAAUUAAAUUUUUCUAUAUUGGAUUGUUUAUUAGCAUUGAAUUUUUUUCUAGAAAGAUCUAUUUUUUCUUUUCCAUUUUCUCACAAACUUAAGCUAAAACUAAAUUUCAUCUUAAAUUAAUAGGUUUUAGAUUUGUUUUCAAUAAUUUACAAAUAAUUCAAAUAGCUUCAUGUCAGUAUUGUACAUCAAUAUCCUUUUUUCUCAAUACAAGUUUGUAUCAUUCAAUGAGCCACCAUCACAAUUGAAAAUAUUUUUACAUUUGUGUCCUAUUUGGUAACUUAUUUUUAAAUUUUGUACAGUGGAGUAUAUAUGUUAAACUAUGAUACCAUUUUGAUUGUUAUACAUUGUUGUAAAGAACAGAUUAUUGCAACUGGUCAGUUUUAUUUUAAACAUUAUGCUAGAAAGAGAAGGCCAGUACUCUCAGUCAUAUCACAGCUAAAAAAAUCUUGUUUCUUUAUAUAUUGAUCCACAGAACAUAUUCUAAGUAAUAGUUAUGUAGCACUAAUCUCUUGAGUUUCUAUGAAGUUGACAUACACUUGUACAGAUGAUGUGAAUUGAUCAACACAAAAUACAAACCAUAACCCACACUUGUAUAGAUAAUGCUAAUUGAUCAAGUCUGAACAACUUUGCUUUCCUAGUAGCUUUGUUUUCUUCAGUUCUCAAAUAACUUUCUUCUCAUACCUAUAAAAAAAAAACUGACUGACUGAUGUAAGUCUGGGCUGAUCUUUUCAAAUCAUAAUGCUACUGUUACCUUUUAAAAAAAAAAUUGCACUAAAAUUUUUUUUAUGAGACUCACUUUUGGGUGUCCUUUAAUUGACAUAAUGCCUUUAAAUAAUUAGUUGUUUCCUACACUUACAGGAGUUAUAUUCUUAAAAUAAAUUGUGUCAUUUAUUUCUCUAGUUUUAGAACAGAAGUAGGGUAGGCCAGAAUCAGCUAGAUUUAGAAAAACCAGUCUUUAAAGUAGGAUUUAAAUCUUGAAUUAACAUGAGUUAGCAUGAUCAAAAUCAUUGUUUCAUUGAAUUGUAAUUUCUAAGAAUUAUAUUUUAAAAAAUGAAAUAAAAAUUCAUGUUCUUGGGCAAUGGCAAAAUCCAUCUCAGGCUGAGAACAUUUGUUGUCAAUGUUUUGUACAUAAUGUUUUAUAAUGAUCACACUGUAUGUUUGUACUUUGCCAUGUUCACUGACCUGUAUCAUCUUUUGAUAGUAAGUUCAGAAGAGUUAAAGUUUGCAACAGUAGAUCUAGAGAAGUGUUUCAUUGUUUCUCUUCAUUCCUUUGAUCAAUAAGUUGUCAACGUUAGUCUUGGGAACAUUAAGGAAAUGGUCUAACAAAAUUAACAUAAGUUGCAAUCAAAUGUUAUAAUCAAAGACAACUAGUGGAUUCAUCUCAACAAUUUAUACAGCUGCAGUUUCUUACUCUUGAGGAGGAAUUUAUUUUCUUGUGUGUUCAGCAACAUUUUAAUUGUAUCAACAUUUCUAUCAUAGAUUAUAUGUAGGCAGUGAAGUAUAUAUACCUCAACAAAAUAUUACAGUUAUAGUUAGUGCUGAGCCUAUUUUGAUAACAGCCAUUCAGUUUAGUCUUUUAGUUAGUAGUCCUUAGCAGUUAUAAUACUUUGCAUUAUCCCUCAACCAUUUCAAGUCAGACCAAGUGACUGUAUGGGAUUAACAUUAUCACAACUUCACUCUAUUUGAACCAGCCACGCAAAACCUGGCUAAAUAGAAUUUUAAAACUGAUUACUGUAUGGCUUUAAAAAAAAAAUAUUUAUUACUAUCUGGUGUUAUAGUAUUAAAUCUGUGAUGUCACCAUGCUAGUAAAGUCAUCAUGCUUCAUUGAAUUGGUUCAGCAGUUCUUUUGGUUCUAGUUCUGUGCUGCUUUGUCUUUCUAAUAAACAAACAUAUUCCUGGAAGUUUCAAACCCAGCCAGUCAAAUAAACUGAUGUCAUCUGAA